GCUUCCCUGUCACCGGGUCCCCGCGGAGGAAGGGGAGGGACGAGGCGCGGCUUUUCCUGUGCCGCCCGCCUGGCUCGACCUGCGCGGCCUGCGGCUUCCUGGGAACUCGAGGGCCGCGGCCGGGCCUAGCUCUGCCCGCGGCCUGCUUGGAACUGGGCCGGAGCAGUUGGAGACCACAGGCCCGGAACCAUGGCAGACGUGGAUCCGGAUACGUUGCUAGAAUGGCUACAGAUGGGACAGGGAGAUGAAAGGGACAUGCAACUAAUAGCCCUUGAACAGCUAUGCAUGCUGCUUUUGAUGUCCGACAACGUGGAUCGUUGUUUUGAAACAUGUCCUCCUCGAACUUUCUUACCAGCCCUCUGCAAAAUAUUUCUUGAUGAAAGUGCUCCAGACAAUGUUUUAGAGGUCACAGCCCGUGCCAUAACAUACUACCUGGAUGUGUCUGCAGAAUGCACCCGGAGAAUUGUUGGGGUAGAUGGAGCUAUAAAAGCACUUUGUAAUCGCUUGGUUGUGGUUGAACUUAACAACAGGACUAGUAGAGACUUGGCUGAACAGUGUGUAAAGGUCUUAGAACUGAUAUGCACUCGUGAGUCCGGAGCAGUGUUUGAGGCUGGGGGUUUGAACUGCGUGCUUACCUUCAUUCGGGACAGUGGACACCUGGUUCAUAAAGACACUUUGCACUCAGCCAUGGCAGUGGUAUCAAGACUCUGUGGCAAAAUGGAACCACAAGACUCUUCUUUAGAAAUUUGUGUAGAAUCUUUGUCUAGUUUAUUAAAACAUGAAGAUCAUCAGGUUUCAGAUGGAGCUCUCCGCUGCUUUGCAUCAUUAGCUGACCGCUUUACCCGUCGUGGUGUUGACCCAGCUCCAUUAGCCAAGCAUGGACUAACUGAGGAGCUUUUGUCUCGAAUGGCUGCUGCUGGUGGUACUGUAUCAGGGCCAUCAUCAGCUUGCAAACCAAGUCGUAGCACAACCGGUGCGCCUUCCACAGCUGCAGAUUCUAAAUUGAGUAACCAGGUGUCAACGAUUGUAAGUCUGCUCUCAACACUUUGCAGAGGAUCUCCAGUGGUAACACACGAUCUCCUGAGAUCUGAGCUUCCAGAUUCAAUUGAAAGUGCACUGCAGGGUGAUGAAAGAUGUGUGCUUGAUACCAUGCGCCUGGUUGAUCUUCUCUUGGUGCUAUUAUUUGAAGGACGAAAGGCUUUGCCAAAGUCUAGUGCUGGAUCUACAGGCAGAAUCCCAGGACUCCGAAGACUGGAUAGUUCUGGGGAGCGCUCACAUCGGCAGCUUAUAGACUGUAUUCGAAGUAAAGAUACUGAUGCACUUAUAGAUGCAAUUGAUACAGGAGCCUUUGAAGUAAAUUUCAUGGAUGAUGUGGGUCAGACUCUAUUAAAUUGGGCCUCUGCUUUUGGAACUCAGGAAAUGGUAGAAUUUCUGUGUGAAAGAGGUGCUGAUGUUAAUAGGGGUCAAAGAUCAUCAUCAUUACAUUAUGCUGCAUGUUUUGGAAGACCUCAAGUAGCAAAGACUCUUUUACGGCAUGGUGCAAACCCAGAUCUGAGAGAUGAAGAUGGGAAAACUCCAUUAGAUAAAGCUCGGGAAAGGGGCCAUAGUGAAGUAGUAGCUAUUCUUCAGUCUCCAGGUGAUUGGAUGUGUCCAGUUCAUAAAGGUGAUGAUAAGAAAAAGAAAGAUACGAACAAAGAUGAAGAAGAAUGUAAUGAACCAAAAGGAGAUCCAGAAAUGGCACCGAUAUACUUGAAAAGGUUAUUGCCGGUGUUUGCACAAACAUUUCAGCAAACUAUGCUGCCUUCAAUAAGGAAAGCAAGUCUUGCGCUGAUUCGAAAAAUGAUUCAUUUUUGUUCUGAAGCACUGUUGAAGGAAGUAUGUGAUUCUGAUGUUGGUCACAAUUUGCCUACAAUACUAGUGGAAAUCACUGCUACUGUCCUUGAUCAAGAGGAUGAUGAUGAUGGCCACUUGCUGGCUUUGCAGAUCAUAAGGGAUUUGGUAGAUAAAGGAGGUGAUAUUUUUUUGGAUCAGCUAGCCAGACUUGGUGUAAUUAGCAAAGUGUCAACUUUGGCAGGUCCUUCUUCUGAUGACGAAAAUGAAGAGGAAUCAAAACCAGAAAAAGAAGAUGAACCACAGGAAGAUGCUAAAGAAUUGCAGCAAGGUAAACCGUAUCACUGGAGAGACUGGUCAAUCAUUAGAGGAAGGGAUUGCUUGUAUAUAUGGAGUGAUGCAGCAGCCUUGGAAUUAUCUAAUGGCAGUAAUGGAUGGUUCAGAUUUAUCUUGGAUGGAAAACUUGCCACCAUGUAUUCAAGUGGUAGUCCUGAAGGUGGAUCGGAUAGUUCAGAAAGCAGAAGUGAAUUCCUGGAGAAAUUACAAAGAGCUCGAGGUCAAGUCAAGCCGUCUACUUCAAGUCAGCCUAUACUCUCAGCGCCAGGACCUGCGAAACUUACUGUGGGGAAUUGGUCACUAACAUGUUUGAAAGAAGGAGAAAUUGCUAUUCAUAAUUCAGAUGGUCAGCAAGCAACAAUAUUGAAAGAAGAUUUACCUGGUUUUGUGUUUGAAUCUAAUAGAGGAACCAAACAUUCAUUUACUGCAGAAACUUCUCUGGGUUCAGAAUUUGUGACUGGCUGGACUGGCAAAAGAGGCAGAAAACUGAAAUCCAAGUUAGAAAAAACAAAGCAAAAGGUCCGAACUAUGGCUCGAGAUUUAUAUGAUGACCACUUUAAAGCUGUUGAAAGUAUGCCUCGUGGGGUAGUGGUAACUCUCAGAAAUAUAGCAACUCAAUUAGAAUCAUCUUGGGAACUUCAUACUAAUAGACAAUGUAUUGAAAGUGAGAACACCUGGCGAGAUUUGAUGAAGACAGCUUUAGAAAAUUUAAUAGUACUUUUAAAGGAUGAAAACACAAUAUCACCAUAUGAAAUGUGUAGUAGUGGCUUGGUGCAAGCACUACUUACUGUUUUAAACAAUAGCAUGGAUUUAGAUAUGAAACAAGAUUGUAGUCAACUAGUAGAAAGAAUAAAUGUUUUUAAAACAGCCUUUAGUGAAAAUGAAGAUGAAGAAAGUCGACCGGCAGUUGCAUUGAUUCGAAAGCUAAUAGCGGUACUAGAAUCUAUUGAACGCCUACCUCUCCAUUUGUAUGAUACACCAGGGUCCUCAUACAACCUUCAGAUACUUACAAGAAGAUUAAGAUUUCGGUUGGAACGUGCCCCUGGUGAAACUGCAUUGAUAGACAGAACUGGCAGAAUGCUGAAGAUGGAACCCUUAGCAACAGUUGAAUCUCUGGAACAGUAUCUGUUGAAAAUGGUAGCAAAACAGUGGUAUGAUUUUGACCGAUCUUCAUUUGUUUUUGUUCGAAAAUUAAGAGAAGGGCAAAAUUUCACAUUUCGGCACCAGCAUGAUUUUGAUGAAAAUGGUAUCAUUUAUUGGAUUGGAACAAAUGCCAAAACUGCCUAUGAAUGGGUAAAUCCAGCUGCUUAUGGACUUGUAGUAGUAACAUCAUCAGAAGGAAGAAAUCUACCUUAUGGCCGCUUAGAAGACAUAUUAAGCCGUGACAAUUCAGCUUUAAAUUGUCAUAGUAAUGAUGAUAAGAACGCCUGGUUUGCCAUAGAUCUUGGUCUCUGGGUGGUACCAUCAGCAUAUACACUUCGUCAUGCUCGUGGUUAUGGAAGGUCUGCACUGAGAAAUUGGGUUUUCCAGGUAUCCAAAGAUGGACAGAACUGGACUUCUUUGUAUACCCAUGUUGAUGACUGCAGUCUCAAUGAACCAGGGUCAACAGCAACUUGGCCUCUUGAUCCACCAAAGGAUGAGAAGCAAGGAUGGCGACAUGUCCGAAUUAAACAGAUGGGGAAGAAUGCUAGUGGACAAACACACUACCUCUCACUAUCUGGAUUUGAACUUUAUGGGACUGUAAAUGGAGUGUGUGAAGAUCAGCUAGGAAAAGCAGCAAAAGAAGCAGAAGCUAAUCUUAGAAGACAGAGGCGUCUAGUACGAUCCCAGGUUCUGAAAUAUAUGGUGCCAGGAGCUCGUGUGAUCAGAGGCCUUGAUUGGAAAUGGAGAGAUCAGGAUGGCAGCCCUCAGGGAGAAGGCACUGUCACAGGAGAGCUUCACAAUGGCUGGAUUGAUGUCACCUGGGAUGCUGGUGGCUCAAACUCUUACCGUAUGGGCGCAGAAGGAAAAUUUGACCUCAAGCUUGCACCAGGGUACGACCCUGAUACAGUGGCAUCACCCAAACCUGUUUCAUCCACUGUUUCAGGCACAACGCAAUCAUGGAGCAGCUUGGUGAAAAACAACUGUCCAGACAAGACAUCAGCUGCUGCAGGCUCCUCAAGUAGAAAAGGAAGCAGCAGUUCUGUGUGUAGCGUGGCCAGUAGCAGCGACAUCAGCUUGGGUUCGACCAAAACGGAACGGAGAUCAGAAAUUGUAAUGGAACACAGUAUAGUUUCAGGAGCUGAUGUCCAUGAACCAAUUGUUGUUCUUUCAUCUGCUGAAAACGUCCCUCAAACAGAAGUAGGGUCAUCUUCCAGUGCAAGCACCAGCACCUUAACCGCGGAAACGGGAAGUGAAAAUGCUGAAAGAAAGUUAGGCCCUGAUAGUUCUGUUCGUACUCCUGGGGAGUCUAGUGCAAUAUCCAUGGGAAUUGUUAGCGUUAGUUCUCCUGAUGUUAGUUCAGUAUCUGAAUUAACUAAUAAAGAAGCAGCUUCACAACGACCCCUUAGCUCUUCAGCAAGUAACAGACUGUCCGUGAGUUCUCUGUUGGCUGCUGGGGCCCCCAUGAGCUCUAGUGCAAGUGUUCCUAAUCUGUCCUCAAGAGAAACAUCUAGCUUGGAGAGUUUUGUAAGGAGAGUGGCAAACAUAGCACGGACUAAUGCCACGAACAACAUGAAUCUAAGCCGAAGCAGCAGUGAUAACAACACUAAUACUUUGGGGAGGAAUGUGAUGAGCACAGCAACUUCUCCUCUUAUGGGUGCCCAGAGUUUCCCUAAUUUGACCACACCUGGUACUACAUCAACAGUGACUAUGUCAACGUCCAGUGUUACUAGCAGCAGCAAUGUAGCUACAGCAACAACAGUUUUAUCGGUUGGUCAGUCACUUAGUAAUACUUUAACCACCAGCCUUACAUCAACCUCCAGUGAGAGUGACACAGGCCAGGAAGCAGAAUAUUCCUUAUAUGAUUUCCUUGAUAGCUGCCGUGCCAGUACUCUGCUAGCUGAGCUAGAUGAUGAUGAGGAUUUGCCAGAGCCAGAUGAGGAAGAUGAUGAAAAUGAAGAUGACAAUCAGGAGGACCAAGAAUAUGAGGAGGUUAUGAAACCACUCUUGGCGGUGCUUGGAGGACCAUAUGGGAUGCUGGAGAUCCAACCCGGGUCAGCUGCGUGCAGGAUUCUGCGCCGUCCAUCCCUGCAGCGUCGAGCUGGCUCCCGCUCUGAUGUCACUCACCAUGCUGUUACCUCCCAGCUGCCACAGGUGCCUGCUGGAGCAGGGAGUCGGCCUAUCGGUGAACAGGAAGAAGAGGAAUAUGAAACUAAAGGAGGACGCCGGAGAACGUGGGAUGAUGACUAUGUGUUAAAGCGGCAGUUUUCUGCUUUGGUUCCUGCUUUUGAUCCUAGACCAGGCCGUACAAACGUCCAGCAGACAACUGAUCUAGAAAUUCCACCCCCAGGAACACCUCAUUCAGAGCUCUUGGAAGAAGUUGAAUGCACUCCAUCACCUCGUUUAUCCCUUACUCUGAAAGUAACAGGUCUUGGAACAACUCGUGAAGUUGAAUUACCUCUAACUAAUUUCAGAUCAACCAUCUUUUACUAUGUACAGAAAUUGCUUCAGUUGUCUUGCAAUGGCACCGUGAAAUCAGACAAACUUAGGCGUAUUUGGGAGCCAACAUACACAAUCAUGUACAGAGAAAUGAAGGAUUCUGACAAAGAAAAGGAAAGUGGAAAAGUGGGUUGUUGGUCUAUUGAGCAUGUGGAACAGUACCUUGGCACUGAUGAAUUACCAAAGAAUGACUUGAUAACCUACCUGCAGAAGAAUGCAGACGCCGCUUUCCUGCGCCACUGGAAAUUAACUGGCACUAAUAAAAGUAUUAGGAAAAACAGAAAUUGUUCUCAGCUCAUAGCUGCAUAUAAGGAUUUUUGUGAGCAUGGGACAAAAUCUGGGUUAAACCAGGGAGCCAUUUCUACUCUUCAAAGUAGUGAUAUUCUUAAUUUGACAAAAGAACAACCUCAGGCCAAAGCAGGCAAUGGUCAGAAUUCUUGUGGAGUAGAAGAUGUUCUGCAGCUUCUACGUAUUCUGUAUAUUGUAGCAAGUGACCCUUACUCAAGAAUAUCCCAAGAAGAAGGUGAUGAACAGCUUCAGUUUACUUUUCCACCAGAUGAAUUCACUAGCAAAAAAAUCACAACAAAAAUUUUGCAGCAGAUUGAGGAACCACUGGCACUAGCAAGUGGAGCUUUGCCAGAUUGGUGUGAACAGUUAACCAGCAAGUGUCCUUUUCUCAUACCAUUUGAAACAAGACAGCUGUAUUUCACAUGUACAGCAUUUGGUGCAUCAAGAGCAAUAGUGUGGUUACAAAACCGACGUGAAGCCACUGUGGAAAGAACAAGAACCACAAGUAGUGUCAGGCGAGAUGAUCCUGGAGAGUUUCGAGUUGGUCGUCUCAAGCAUGAAAGAGUAAAAGUUCCACGUGGUGAAUCACUGAUGGAGUGGGCUGAGAAUGUCAUGCAGAUACAUGCAGAUCGGAAAUCAGUUCUUGAGGUUGAAUUUUUAGGAGAAGAAGGAACUGGCUUGGGACCCACUUUAGAGUUUUAUGCUCUUGUGGCAGCAGAAUUCCAAAGAACUGACUUGGGUGCUUGGCUUUGUGAUGAUAACUUUCCAGAUGAUGAAUCUCGCCAUGUGGAUCUUGGAGGUGGAUUGAAGCCUCCUGGAUACUAUGUACAGAGAUCAUGUGGACUGUUUACAGCACCUUUUCCACAAGAUAGUGACGAGCUUGAAAGGAUCACAAAACUCUUUCAUUUCCUUGGAAUUUUCUUGGCCAAAUGCAUUCAAGACAAUAGACUUGUGGACUUACCCAUUUCUAAACCUUUCUUUAAACUUAUGUGUAUGGGUGACAUUAAAAGCAAUAUGAGUAAACUGAUCUAUGAAUCACGAGGUGAUAGAGACUUACACUGUACUGAGAGUCAGUCUGAAGCUUCUACAGAAGAAGGGCAUGAUUCACUCUCAGUAGGAAGCUUUGAAGAGGAUUCAAAAUCAGAAUUUAUUCUAGAUCCUCCCAAACCAAAGCCUCCUGCUUGGUUUAAUGGAAUUUUAACUUGGGAAGACUUUGAACUCGUAAACCCACAUAGAGCCAGAUUUUUAAAAGAAAUUAAAGACCUUGCUAUCAAGAGGCGACAGAUUUUAAGCAACAAAGGACUUUCUGAAGAUGAGAAGAACACUAAAUUACAGGAACUAGUGUUGAAGAACCCAUCAGGUUCUGGGCCUCCACUUAGCAUAGAGGAUUUAGGUUUAAAUUUCCAGUUUUGCCCUUCCUCAAGAAUAUAUGGUUUUACAGCAGUGGAUCUUAAACCAAGUGGUGAAGAUGAGAUGAUAACAAUGGAUAAUGCAGAAGAAUAUGUGGAUUUGAUGUUUGACUUUUGUAUGCAUACGGGUAUUCAGAAACAAAUGGAAGCUUUUAGAGAUGGGUUCAAUAAAGUUUUUCCAAUGGAGAAAUUAAGUUCCUUCAGCCAUGAAGAAGUCCAAAUGAUUCUUUGUGGAAAUCAGUCACCAUCGUGGGCAGCAGAGGAUAUUAUCAAUUACACUGAACCCAAGUUGGGUUAUACUCGUGACAGCCCUGGUUUCCUGAGGUUCGUGAGGGUUUUAUGUGGCAUGUCCUCAGAUGAAAGGAAAGCAUUCCUGCAGUUUACCACUGGUUGCUCAACUCUGCCCCCAGGUGGACUGGCCAACCUACACCCUAGGCUCACCGUUGUACGCAAGGUUGACGCCACUGAUGCCAGCUACCCAUCAGUGAAUACGUGUGUGCAUUAUCUCAAGUUGCCUGAGUAUUCGUCUGAGGAGAUAAUGAGAGAGCGCCUUUUAGCUGCUACGAUGGAGAAAGGGUUUCAUCUCAAUUGAGUUUUGACGUGCAAUGAGAGAGACAUCACAGACUUUUAAAUUCUAGUGAAGCCUCUUGUGUUUGUGUGCAGAGAAGUACAUGAUUCUCCACGCUAAUGACACCUGCCUUUUUUUCCACCAUUAAGGCUUUAAGAACAUGUGGAGUAAGUUUGUUAGCUGCUAAUGACAAAACAAAACCCUUUAACUACCCAGCCAGCAAGUAUAUAGCACAGAACACUAUGUGUUGCUACAAGGGCUUAUGUGACUGGAAUAAGGUGGUCCUACUUGACUGUUCCAAAGAGCAGCUUCUCAGAUCUUCAGUGUUCACUGGUAAAUUUCUAACAGUGCAUUUGUGUAAAGUUUGUCAUUUCAUACUUCAUACACUACAGUUGCCAUCACUGAUCCCUGUUUUGCUGGCUUUUAAGCUACUUGGUCAAAAAAAUCCUACUUCCUUAAAACAUAGUUAAUGAGCAUCUCAAGCUUUUUCUUUUCCUUUUUAUUGAUGCCUGCACUAUCAGAGUAUUCUAGUGUUCUCUUUUGUUUGGAAUAUAAUCAUGCACAACCUUUUUAUUUCUUUGAGGUGGGAGUAUAUUUUUAUUUCCUAAAUGCCAUACUAUAAAGAUCAAAUUCUUAAGUGUGUUUGUGCAGCUCAAAAAUAAAGAUAUAUUGGGGGGAGGGGAACACUGGUCUAGGUGCAAGGCACACUUAAAGCAAGUUUUACUUUUGGUUGUAUUUUCUUUGUAUAUUAUAAACAUUUAUUUAACUUGUUGCAGUUUGAAGUAAAAAAUUUCCAAAAUGUAUGCUCAACAAUAAUCAUUAAAAUGUUUGCAGCGUACAAAA
Messenger RNA from Sorex fumeus (smoky shrew), 8913 nucleotides. RefSeq names its product HECT domain E3 ubiquitin protein ligase 1 (gene HECTD1). Bases 190 to 8094 code for a protein of 2634 amino acids. Gene Ontology annotation, biological process: protein K63-linked ubiquitination; anatomical structure development; proteasome-mediated ubiquitin-dependent protein catabolic process. NCBI's taxonomy places the organism in Eukaryota, Metazoa, Chordata, Mammalia, Eulipotyphla, Soricidae. Gene Ontology annotation, molecular function: protein binding; metal ion binding; ubiquitin protein ligase activity. Gene Ontology annotation, cellular component: nuclear speck. The transcript has 44 exons. The record is from RefSeq and is a predicted model, not a curated record.